Messenger RNA from Sugiyamaella lignohabitans, 357 nucleotides. It is a transcript of the gene CMC1, whose product is annotated as COX assembly mitochondrial protein. The record is from RefSeq and is a predicted model, not a curated record. NCBI's taxonomy places the organism in Eukaryota, Fungi, Ascomycota, Dipodascomycetes, Dipodascales, Trichomonascaceae. The transcript has a single exon. The coding region runs from base 1 to 357 and encodes 118 amino acids.
AUGUCAUCCACCCCUGCUACUGCUCACACCAAUCUCAGCUCUGAGACCAGUUCUACAACUGCUACAUCUGCCAGUUCCGGACGUAAGGUUCCAGCCUGGAUGCUAGCACCAUACGAAGAGAAAGAAGUGCGAGCGAGAUGUCAAGAACAAGCCGACCGGAUGUGUGCUGACAAGUUUCUGGCCUUUGGACGCUGCAGCGAGAAAAACCAGCUGCUGUUCUCCUGGAAGUGUGCCGAGCAGAAAAAAGCCAUGAUCGAUUGCGUCGCUUACUGGGGCAGCACCGAGAAAUUCGAAGAAGUCCAAGACCGCUACAUCACCGAGAAACAAGAAAAACUCCGCAAAGAGGGUCGUCUAUAA